Hansenula anomala is the source of this 1377-nucleotide messenger RNA. RefSeq names its product NuA4 histone acetyltransferase complex catalytic subunit ESA1 (gene ESA1). The coding region runs from base 1 to 1377 and encodes 458 amino acids. Gene Ontology annotation, biological process: regulation of DNA-templated transcription. The transcript has a single exon. The record is from RefSeq and is a predicted model, not a curated record. Gene Ontology annotation, molecular function: histone acetyltransferase activity. NCBI's taxonomy places the organism in Eukaryota, Fungi, Ascomycota, Saccharomycetes, Phaffomycetales, Wickerhamomycetaceae.
AUGGGUAUCAGUACGCCUGAUGAAGAGGGCACUCCUGCAGAGCAAGUGAAAGGUGAAAGCAAGAUCUGUACUGUCGAUGAUUUGGUACUUGGUUGUAAAUGUUUUGUUGAGAAAGAUGGUGAACACAGAUUGGCUGAACUAUUAUCUAUCCAUGUUAAGAAGGGGAGAAAAGUAUUUUAUGUGCAUUAUGAUGAGUUCAAUAAGCGUCUAGAUGAAUGGAUUGAACUUGAUAGAAUAGAUUUUUCACGUCCAGUGACUUUCCCCAAACCAGAUACGCCUAAAAAAGAGAAACAACCAACAAAGAAACAAGCUACAAGUAAGAACAAGAAGAAAAAGAAAGAUAUCAAAGAACAAUCAGCUACACCUGCAACACCUUCAAGUGUUCCACCUCAAGGAGAUGAUGUUAUGGAUUUAGAUAAUUUGAAUGUUCAAGGUCUGAGGACUGAAGAAAUUUCAAGAGAGGAUGAAAUUGAAAAAUUAAGAACAGGUGGGUCAAUGACACAAAGCUCUGGUGAAGUGGCGAGAGUUCGUAACUUGAGUAAAGUGAUAAUGGGUAAUCAUGAAAUCGAACCUUGGUAUUUCUCUCCAUAUCCAGUUGAAUUAACAGAGGAAGAUGUGAUUUAUAUUGAUGACUUCACUUUACAAUUUUUCGGAUCAAAGAAACAAUUUGAAAGAUUUAGAUCAAAAUGUACACUAAGACACCCACCAGGCAAUGAAAUUUAUAGAGAUGAUUAUGUUUCAUUUUUUGAGAUUGAUGGUCGUAAACAAAGAACAUGGUGUCGUAAUGUUUGUUUGUUUUCAAAAUUAUUCUUGGAUCAUAAAACACUUUAUUAUGAUGUUGAUCCCUUUUUAUUUUAUUGUAUGACAAGAAGAGAUGAACAAGGGCAUCAUUUAGUUGGUUAUUUCUCAAAGGAAAAAGAAUCUGCUGAAGGUUAUAACCUUGCAUGUAUUUUAACAUUACCACAAUAUCAAAGAAUGGGGUAUGGUCGAUUAUUAAUUGAAUUUUCAUAUGAAUUAUCUAAAAAGGAAGGUAAAGUUGGUUCUCCUGAAAAACCAUUGUCAGAUUUAGGUUUGUUAUCUUAUAGAGCUUAUUGGGCUGAUACCAUUAUUAAAUUAUUAAUGGAGAAUGAUUCAGAUCAUAUUACAAUUGAUGAAAUAAGUUCAAGAACAUCAAUGACAACAACUGAUAUCUUACAUACUGCCCAAACAUUAUCAAUGUUAAAAUAUUUCAAAGGUCAACAUGUUAUAUAUCUGAGUCAAGAAGUUGAAGCUCAAUAUUUGAAGACUGAGAAGAAAAAGAGACGUUCUAUUAACCCAGAACUACUAAUAUGGAAACCACCUGUAUUUACAGCUGCUCAAUUGAGAUUUGGUUGGUAG